This is a messenger RNA of Echinops telfairi (small Madagascar hedgehog), 2021 nucleotides long. RefSeq names its product diacylglycerol O-acyltransferase 2 (gene DGAT2). Gene Ontology annotation, biological process: triglyceride biosynthetic process. Lineage: Eukaryota; Metazoa; Chordata; Mammalia; Afrosoricida; Tenrecidae. Gene Ontology annotation, cellular component: endoplasmic reticulum membrane. The transcript has 11 exons. The coding region runs from base 1 to 1338 and encodes 445 amino acids. Gene Ontology annotation, molecular function: diacylglycerol O-acyltransferase activity. The record is from RefSeq and is a predicted model, not a curated record.
AUGGCUGGUAGCCGCCGCCCCCGCUUCGGCGCAGUCCCGGCUCCCGUGCGCGCCGCGUUGCCCUGGCCCUGGAGGCCGGGGUAUGGGCCAGGGGCGCGGGGCAAGGCGGCUUCUCACGAGGUGGCGACCAGCACCGGCUUCGGCAUGAAGACCCUCAUCGCCGCCUACUCCGGGGUCCUGCGAGAUAGGAGACUGGAACCCAGAGAAAUGAAUUGCCUUGGCCAUGGUUACCCAGAGACAAUGGUAGAGCCCCAAGGUCUGGGACUGGAACGUCAAGGUCUGCUGCCUGGAGACCUGUGCCUCGCUUGCCCUCUGAAAGGAAGAACUGGCUCCAGCAUCCUCUCGGCCCUCCAGGACCUCUUCUCCAUCACUUGGCUCAAUAGGUCUAAGGUGGAAAAACAGCUCCAAGUCAUCUCAGUGCUACAAUGGGUCCUCACCUUCCUAGUGAUGGGAGUGAUGUGCAGUGCCCUCCUCAUGUACACGUUCUGCACCGACUGCUGGCUCCUCUCUGUGCUCUACUUCACCUGGCUGGCAUUUGACUGGAACACGCCCAAGAAAGGUGGCCGGAGGUCACAGUGGGUCCGCAACUGGGCUGUGUGGCGCUACUUCCGAGACUACUUUCCCAUCCAGGUACAGCGUGGGGCCACUUUGGGAGGGAGAGUGGGAGGGAGCCUGUGUGGAUUCUGGAUGCAGCCCUUCAGGCACCCAUCCAGCAGUGAAAAGUUCCCUGGCAUACGGCCCUACCUGGCCACGCUGGCUGGCAACUUCCGGAUGCCUUUGCUGAGGGAGUACCUGAUGUCAGGAGGCAUCUGCCCUGUCAACCGGGACACCAUAGACUACCUGCUUUCCAAGAACGGGAGUGGCAAUGCCAUCAUCAUUGUCGUUGGAGGUGCUGCGGAAUCUCUGAGUUCCCGGCCUGGCAAGAAUGCUGUCACCCUGCGCAACCGCAAAGGCUUCGUGAAGCUGGCCCUGCGCCAUGGAGCUGACCUGGUUCCCACCUACUCCUUUGGUGAGAACGAAGUGUACAAGCAAGUGAUCUUUGAGGAGGGCUCGUGGGGCCUCUGGGUCCAGCAGAAGUUCCAGAAGUACAUCGGCUUUGCCCCCUGCAUCUUCCACGGCCGAGGCUUCUUCUCCUCCAACACCUGGGGGCUGGUGCCCUACUCUAAGCCCAUCACCACUGUCGUGGGUGAGCCCAUCACCAUCCCCAAGCUGGCGCAGCCCGCCCAGAAGGACAUCGACCUGUACCACGCCAUGUACGUGGAGGCCCUGGUGAAGCUCUUCGACAACCACAAGACCAGCUUCGGCCUCCCAGAGACGGAGGUCCUGGAGGUGAACUGACCCUGCCCCCGGGCACCUGGAAGGAACCAGCUGCCAACUGUUUCUCUGCCAAGUUCUCGAGCACUUUUUGUUCUGUAAAUUUGGAAGCAUCAUGGGUGUCUGUGGGUUAUUUAAAAGAAAUUAUACUAAUUUUGUUUAAACCAUUACAAUGUUAGGUCUUUUUUAAGGAGGAAAAGUGACUUUCAAGUUCCCGUUCUAGGUGGUGGCCAUGACACGACCGGGCCUUUCUGGCUAGGUUGGGGGUGGGAGGGCAGCUGACCCCUCCGGCCAGGGAGGUGGUCGCUCUUGGCCCUUGGAGGUGGGCAGAACCGCUUCCAGCAACAGCUCCUCCCCUCAGCGGUGUGCCUCAAGCUUGGUUCUCUUCUCACCUCCUGUGUCCAUGGACUGCUCCAGCCCUCCCGCAGUCCAGGCUCGGCUCUCAGAACUAAGCCUGGCCGGGCAUGGUGGUGGCAGGGGCACCACAUUGGCCAAAGCACCAUCUUUUGGAAUGACCAGGUUUUCCUUAGAAGUCCUGAGACGCAGCCUGGUGCCAGGGCAGGAAGCCCUCAAAGCCGACCCCCACCUUUGUGCCUUUCUGAGGAAGAAGGUCAGCUGCCCCCCUCUGUGUUGUCUUCUCUUGAUGAGCUCCUUGUGCCAUGGGUGACCUGUGGAUAUCCCUAUCCAAAUAAAUGAACAAGAGAGUC